UUCAUCAUUCACAACUUCAUCAACUGCUCCCUUUCUUUCUCUGUUGCAUGUUCUGUUUCUGAAGUACUUUAAUUAUUACUUCACUCAACAACAUUCAACAAUGGUUGAGAUUGAGGGAUCUCCAGGAAGCUCCAUGCAUGGAGUAACAGGAAGGGAGCAAACCUUCAUAGCCACAGUUAAUUCCCCAUCUGUCCCAACAGACACCACAGCCAAAUUCGAUUUACCUGUUGAUUCAGAACACAAAGCCAAAGUUUUCAAACUGUUCUCAUUAGCCAAUCCUCACAUGAGAACCUUCCACUUAUCAUGGAUUUCCUUCUUCACCUGUUUUGUCUCUACCUUUGCAGCAGCCCCUCUUGUCCCCAUCAUCCGAGACAACCUCAAUCUCACCAAAAGCGACAUCGGCAACGCCGGUGUCGCUUCUGUCUCCGGCAGCAUUUUCUCCAGGCUCACUAUGGGUGUAAUUUGUGACCUCUUAGGCCCGCGUUACGGCUGCGCCUUCUUGAUCAUGCUGUCUGCACCAACUGUGUUCUGCAUGUCAUUUGUGAAUGAUGCUGCAGGCUACAUUGUGGUUCGGUUCAUGAUCGGGUUCUCAUUGGCCACGUUUGUUUCGUGCCAGUACUGGAUGAGCACCAUGUUUAACACUAAGAUUAUUGGGCUUGUUAAUGGAACUGCAGCUGGGUGGGGUAAUAUGGGUGGUGGGGCCACUCAGCUCAUCAUGCCUAUUGUCUAUGAAUUGAUCAGGAGAGCGGGGUCCACUCCCUUCACUGCUUGGAGGAUUGCCUUCUUCAUCCCUGGUUUCAUGCAUGUAUUCAUGGGGAUCCUUGUCUUAACCCUUGGCCAAGACUUGCCUGAUGGCAACCUCAGUGCCCUCCAGAAGAAGGGUGAUGUUGCUAAAGACAAAUUCUCCAAGGUGUUAUGGUAUGCCAUAACAAAUUACAGGACAUGGAUCUUUGCACUUCUCUAUGGAUACUCUAUGGGAGUUGAAUUAACCACUGACAAUGUCAUUGCUGAGUAUUUCUAUGACAGGUUUAAUCUGAAGCUGCACACAGCUGGAAUCAUAGCUGCUUCAUUUGGAAUGGCAAAUCUUGUUGCUCGCCCCUUUGGCGGAUAUGUAUCUGAUGUUGCAGCGCGGUUGUUUGGUAUGAGAGGAAGACUGUGGACCCUGUGGAUCCUCCAAACACUUGGAGGAGUGUUCUGUAUAUGGCUUGGGCGUGCGAAUUCGCUUCCAAUUGCUGUGUUGGCCAUGAUCCUUUUCUCAGUUGGAGCUCAAGCUGCUUGUGGUGCAACAUUUGGAAUCAUUCCUUUCAUCUCAAGAAGGUCUUUGGGGAUCAUUUCAGGUCUAACCGGUGCAGGUGGAAACUUCGGUUCUGGUUUGACACAAUUGGUAUUCUUUUCAACUUCAAGAUUCUCCACAGCUGCAGGAUUGUCAUGGAUGGGUGUGAUGAUUGUGGGAUGCACUCUCCCCGUGACACUUGUUCACUUCCCACAGUGGGGAAGCAUGUUCCUCCCUCCUUCAAAAGACAUCCACAAGUCCAGUGAAGAACACUAUUACACUGCUGAAUGGGACGAGGAAGAGAGGAAGAAGGGGUUACACUCACAAAGUCUCAAGUUUGCAGAGAAUAGUCGCUCUGAGAGAGGCAAGCGUAUUUCCUCUGCACCAACACCUCCAAACACAACCCCUACGCAUGUCUAGUUUUAAGGCCACUUCAUCUAUCAAGCGGAUUCUCAAGAAAAAGUCAUUUUCAUGGCUCUGUUGUAGCUUCUGCUACAUGUGAAAACACCAUAAAUAAUGAGUUAAAAUGUUAAUGGAUUCCCUGGCUGAAUAAGGUAUCUUAAAACUGUAAAAGCUCUUGCGCUUAGAACUUUGGAGUAUUGUUUUACACCAUUCAAAUUCCUAAAUACAUAGGAUUUGGUGUAUUUUUCUACAUAUAUAAGGACAUAAUAUGUGUAUUGUGAGAGUUCUCACAUGUUGGUUUUGCCAUAGUAAAAAACCGCCACCAUAUUUUAUGACUGAAACAAAAUAUGUAUGUUGGCCGUUCAUUUUCCAAUAAGAAAUUGGCUUAAUUAAGUUUUUGUUCCUA
Molecule: messenger RNA, 2081 nt
Organism: Lotus japonicus
Lineage: Eukaryota; Viridiplantae; Streptophyta; Magnoliopsida; Fabales; Fabaceae
Product: high affinity nitrate transporter 2.4-like
Exons: 3
Coding region: 101-1693 (530 amino acids)
Biological process (GO): cellular response to nitrate; nitrate transmembrane transport
Cellular component (GO): plant-type vacuole membrane; plasma membrane
Molecular function (GO): nitrate transmembrane transporter activity
Source: RefSeq, a predicted model, not a curated record